ACGAAGGGGCGCAGCCCGAGACCCCUCGGGUAUCUCCAUCCCCACCCCAUCUCCACCAUGCUGGGGCCGGGCCUCCAGUGGGCCAGGCCUGACCCUACAACUUUCGAGGACUCACCAGCAGGUGGAGCGAGUGGGCAGGGGAGGGGUUUGUACUGGGCCCGGGAUGGGUGGGGUGUUGGCUGGAGAGUUUGUGAAAAGUUCUGGGCCGAGCAAGAGGAAGUGGGGACGGAGGAGUUGGGCUGUACCGGAGGCCGAGGACCUCGGGGGUCACAAGCGAUUUCUGGGAAAACUCUGGUGGCUGGAAAGGAGCUGGAAUGCCUGCAUGAACGGGGGAACCUGCUGGGAAGUUCACCCCUACCUGAGCGGGGAACUCAAGCUGUGUGUUCUGCUACACUUCCCGGGCCGGCGGUGUGGUGUCUCGGUGGCCAGGUCUGCGCCCUGGCCAUGCGGAUCCGGAUGGCAGUGAGAUGGACUUGGGCAGGCAAGAGCUGCCUGCUGCUGGCGCUUUUAACAGUAGCUUAUAUCCUGGUCGAGCUCUCUGUCUCUACUUUGCACGCUUUCCCAGGAGCCAGCCAGGCCGGGAACCUGGGGUCAGGACGGCUCUCAAACAUUGAGAAAAAGGGAGAGGAUUUGUCUCGACCUCUUUAUGAGAAGCCCCCUGCAGAUUCCCAUGCACUUGGGGAGUGGGGGAGAGCCAGCAAGCUCCAGCUCAGCGAGGGCGAACUGAAACAGCAAGAAGAGCUCAUUGAGAGAUAUGCCAUUAAUAUUUACCUCAGUGACAGGAUUUCCUUGCAUCGACACAUUGAGGAUAAAAGGAUGUAUGAGUGUAAAUCCCAGAAGUUCAACUACAGGAAACUUCCCACCACCUCCGUUAUCAUCGCUUUCUAUAAUGAAGCCUGGUCGACUUUGCUCCGUACCAUUCACAGUGUUUUAGAAACUUCCCCUGCAGUCCUUUUGAAGGAGAUCAUCUUGGUGGAUGACCUGAGUGACAGAGUGUAUUUGAAGACACAACUGGAAACCUACAUCAGUAAUCUGGAUAGAGUCCGAUUGAUUCGAACCAAUAAGCGAGAGGGGCUGGUGAGAGCCCGCCUGAUCGGGGCCACUUUUGCCACGGGGGAUGUUCUCACUUUCCUUGAUUGUCACUGCGAGUGUAAUUCCGGUUGGCUGGAACCACUUCUAGAAAGGAUUGGUAGAGAUGAAACUGCAAUUGUUUGUCCUGUUAUUGAUACUAUUGACUGGAAUACCUUUGAGUUCUAUAUGCAGACAGGAGAGCCCAUGAUUGGGGGGUUUGACUGGCGUUUGACAUUCCAGUGGCAUUCUGUCCCCAAACAUGAAAGGGACCGGCGGACAUCAAGAAUUGAUCCCAUCAGAUCGCCAACUAUGGCUGGAGGACUGUUUGCUGUCAGCAAGAAAUAUUUUGAGUACCUGGGAACAUACGAUACUGGAAUGGAAGUGUGGGGAGGUGAGAACCUAGAGCUGUCUUUUCGGGUGUGGCAGUGUGGUGGCACAUUGGAGAUCCACCCGUGCUCUCACGUGGGUCAUGUAUUCCCUAAGCGGGCACCAUAUGCUCGACCUAAUUUCCUGCAGAAUACUGCUCGGGCAGCGGAAGUGUGGAUGGAUAAGUAUAAAGAGCAUUUCUACAACCGAAAUCCUCCAGCCCGGAAAGAGGCUUAUGGGGAUAUUUCGGAAAGAAAAAUACUACGAGAACGACUGAGUUGCAGAAGUUUUGACUGGUAUUUGAAAAACGUGUUUCCUAACUUACAUGUACCAGAAGAUAGGCCUGGCUGGCAUGGGGCUAUUCGCAGUAUGGGCAUCUCUUCUGAAUGUUUAGAUUACAAUUCUCCUGAAAACAACCCCACAGGUGCCAACCUUUCAUUGUUCGGAUGUCACGGUCAAGGAGGCAAUCAAUUCUUUGAAUAUACGUCCAACCAAGAAAUAAGGUUUAAUUCUGUCACUGAGUUAUGUGCAGAGGUUCCUGAACAAAAAAACCAUGUAGGAAUGCAAAACUGUCCCAAAGAUGGACUUCCCAUCCCAGUAAAUAUUAUUUGGCAUUUUAAAACAGAUGGGACCAUUUUUCAUCCAUACUCGGGACAGUGUCUUAGUGCUUAUCGGACACCUGAGGGCCGACCUGGUGUGCAAAUGAGAACUUGUGAUGCCCUAGAUAAAAAUCAGAUCUGGAAUUUUGAGCAAUAGAAAAAAAAAAAACACAACAGAACUUUUUGUCAUGAGUUGACACCAGCCCCCGAAAGGGAGAGAGUCACAGUGAAGAUUGUGUUUAACCAGAAGUCACCCAGCAGUCAUCUGAGGGGACCAGAGAGUUGUGGGUCAUUCGGGAAUAUUACACUGAAACUGGGUGCGAGUGCUGCUGUUUAAUAUGUCCAUGCCUUACUGUUUAUUUUAUGUAAGAGCUUUGUUGAUAGGGUUUCUUACUUCUCUCUAAAGAAACUGUGAAUUGAGAGACACAGAAAACUUUUAAGUGUCACACAUAUGUUAAAGAAUGUAAAAGUCCAAGCAAAAUGAAAUAUGAUUUAUACUGGUGGUUGCAUUUGCUGCACAUCCCAUUUUUGAAAUCAAAACUUGUAAAUAUGCGUUUGAAGUUAUUACUAUUUUGAUUACAUAGGAUCUGGUUCACUUUUAAGGUAAUCCUUGAAUCAUACAGAAAUCAAAGAAAAGUUGAUCUUGAGAAAAGAGCCUGGUUUAGAUAUUUCUGUCAGUGGUUUGAAUGUGAGUUUGGAAGGCUUUUUAACACACAGACAUCCCAAGCAAUUAGAAGUCUGGAUGAAAUGGGAAGAUAGUUACAUUCCAUACUUUGUAAAUGAGCUAUUGGACUUAACUGAUCUAUAUAUCAAUACCUCUAAUUUUGCAUGCUCUCCCUUUGUGAACUUGUGAGUAGGGCAUUUUCUGAUUGCACUUCCUUUAUUUAUGAAUGUAUGGGAACGGAUUUAUUCCAAAUACUGUCCCUCCCUUUGUUAAUGCUUAAUCAUUUAAAGUAAACACAAUUGAGACCUCUCUGAAGUUAAACCCAACUAAGUUUACUGAAAUAUGUGAAACUGAAAGUGGACCCAGUUCUACAAGGACUGGAACUCUUUUACAAAUUCCUACUGACCUGGAAAUUUAAGAAUUUGUCUUAAGAUUGCAAGAAAAAAAGAAUGCAUUGGCAAUUGUCAGUGCUACCUUCUGUGUAUUUUUAGCACCCAGCAGCCUGGUGCUUAGGCAGCUUUUACUAAGUGGGUGAAUGAAUGACUUAGCUGAGGAAUAUGAUUUUCAUCCAGUCAUUUUAUUGUGCUUGCUCAUCAGAUUCCUCAUCUGUAGGUGAUUUAUGAAUG
Molecule: messenger RNA, 3326 nt
Organism: Perognathus longimembris pacificus (Pacific pocket mouse)
Lineage: Eukaryota; Metazoa; Chordata; Mammalia; Rodentia; Heteromyidae
Gene: Galnt4
Product: polypeptide N-acetylgalactosaminyltransferase 4
Exons: 1
Coding region: 58-2193 (711 amino acids)
Cellular component (GO): Golgi apparatus
Source: RefSeq, a predicted model, not a curated record